Cucumis melo (muskmelon) is the source of this 834-nucleotide messenger RNA. RefSeq lists its product as uncharacterized. Bases 1 to 834 code for a protein of 277 amino acids. The transcript is spliced from 4 exons. The record is from RefSeq and is a predicted model, not a curated record. Lineage: Eukaryota; Viridiplantae; Streptophyta; Magnoliopsida; Cucurbitales; Cucurbitaceae.
AUGGUUAUUACUGCUAUUGUUAUUACUGCUAUUGUUAUUACUGCUAUUGUUAUUACUGCUAUUGUUAUUACUGCUAUUGUUAUUACUGCUAUUGUUAUUACUGCUAUUGUUAUUACUGCUAUUGUUAUUACUGCUAUUGGUAUUACUGCUAUUGUUAUUACUGCUAUUGUUAUUACUGCUAUUGUUAUUACUGCUAUUGUUAUUACUGCUAUUGGUAUUACUGCUAUUGUUAUUACUGCUACUACUACUGCUAGUGCUACUCCUACUACUGCUACUCCUGCUACUGCUGCUGCUCCUGCUACUGCUGCUGCUCCUGCUACUGCUGCUGCUCCUGCUACUGCUGCUGCUCCUGCUACUGCUGCUGCUACUGCUACUGCUGCUGCUACUGCUACUGCUACUGCUACUGCUACUGCUCCUGCUACUGCUACUGCUACUGCUACUGCUACUGCUACUGCUAGUGCUACUGCUACUACUAGUGCUACUGCUCCUACUAGUGCUACUACUGCUACUAGUGCUACUGCUACUAGUGCUCCUGCUACUAGUGCUCCUGCUGCUCCUCCUCCUGCUGCUCCUCCUCCUGCUGCUGCUCUUUAUGCAAAAGGAUCUUUAAAAGGUAAACAUUUGCUUUAUGCAAAAGGAUCUUUAAAAGGUCAAGAUUUGCUUUAUGCAAAAGGAUCUUUAAAGGAGAAGGUACAGGUUGUGUUGAUCGGGGUGCUAGGCUUACUACUGUCAGGAAAAUUUGAUUCAAGUUAUUCAAAGAAGUCGAAGGGUCAGUUGGUGUCAUUCAGGAGAGGAGCGAUCUCAAUUGGAUUCACGCCAUCAUCUCAGGCCUAG